Molecule: messenger RNA, 3143 nt
Organism: Drosophila arizonae
Lineage: Eukaryota; Metazoa; Arthropoda; Insecta; Diptera; Drosophilidae
Gene: Grip91
Product: gamma-tubulin complex component 3
Biological process (GO): mitotic cell cycle; meiotic cell cycle; microtubule nucleation
Cellular component (GO): gamma-tubulin complex; spindle pole; microtubule organizing center
Molecular function (GO): gamma-tubulin binding; microtubule minus-end binding
Source: RefSeq, a predicted model, not a curated record
CUGUCAUUUUAGAAAUGUCAAUUGAGGAAUUCUCUGCAAGGGCGUAACUAAGAAUCAUUUAGCUGCAUUAUUGAGGCAUUCGACCAACAGUUGUUUUUUUUUUCCUUUUUUUAUUUUUGUUUCGCCUUCACCGCCUAAUUUCACAGAAUCCCGAACGCGCGCGUCCCAUAUAAACAUCUAUAUUUAUAACAUAUUGUGGAAAGACAAUGCCUCACUCAAACAACCACACAGAUAGCAAUAAUGUUGCAACCGAAUUCAAGGGGCUCAUCUCACAGCUCAGAGAGGGCGUUCAUCCCAAGGACUCGCAGGAAUUGCUCGAUCGAUUGGUGCCCCUCGCGCUGCAGUACAUACGAAAAUGCCCCGAUAUAUUUGAUAGUACACCGCCAUUGCCAGAGAUAAUUUGUUUGGACAAGAUUAUGACAAUAUUGGAGUCGAAUCCGAUAUGGGGAGACGAGGACAAGCCUGGCUCCGUCUUCCACGAGCAUUACGUUGUGGCCUCCUGCGAGAUUGAAGAUCAUCGUAUGCGAGAUCUGCUAGCGAAUCUCAUCCUGUUUAGUCUGGAAAAUGACACGUCGUAUGGAAAGGUGGAUUAUGGACAACAGGCGUCAAUUGCGCGGCCUAAAACGGAAAGCAAGAUCCGUAGCUCGUGCAGCACCACCCUUCAGUCGAAUGGCAUAAGUCUAAAUGGCAACAAAAAUGGUGUGUCCGUGAAGCCUAGCAGCUACGACUCGACACAGAAUAGCGUUGGACUUGGCAGCGUACCAUUGCCAAACUAUGUUGUUGAGAUAGCAAAGCAAAAUAACACCAAUACCGAUUACAAUGUUGUCCAGAAUGCGAUCUAUUCGUUUUUGGGCGUACAGGGAAAGUAUCUUAAGAAGGACGUUAUUACAGGACGCUUCAAACUCGAUCCGCUCAGCAUGCAGUCGAUUUCGAGUGUGCAGGCUGGCAUGCUCUUGCGUCUUUCCGAGCUAGGGUAUUAUCAUGAUCGGAUCACCAAGUUUUCCAACACAACAACCGGCUAUAAUGCGAUGGGCAGCAUGGGGCAGGCGCUAAUGGCGAAGUUGAAGCUGGAGCUGAGUGAAUUUCAUGGCCACGUGGCUGCUUUGCAGGAUCAGCUGAACUGCUAUCGGGAGACGCAGAUGCGAGACUAUGUUGAUCGCGAUAAAAGCUGGUUGGACAGACAGCCGGAGCAGCUUACCCUAUUCAAGCUCCUUUGCUGGUACAUGGAGCCACUUCGUCGAAUGCAAUGGCUUACAAAAAUCGCCGAUGCCUGCCAAAUGAAGAAGGGCGGCGACUUAGCAUCCGUGAUCUAUAAAUUUUUAAAUAAUGGGGACCCCAUGGUCAAUAAAUUGGCCACAGAUCUGUUAACCGUGUGCUGUGCCCCGUUAGUGCGCAUGAUCUCAAAGUGGAUGCUCGAAGGCGGCAUCGAGGAUAGCCACGGGGAGUUCUUCAUCGAAUCAAUUGACGAGGUCGGCGCCGAUCGUCUGUGGCACGAUAAGUUUCGCUUACGCCACAGUAUGUUGCCCAAAUUCGUCACUCUUGAGCUUGCCGAUAAGAUACUUAAGACCGGCAAGAGUAUUAACUUUUUGCGUGAGAUAUGCAAGGUGGAGGAAGCUGUUAAGGAUCGCAAGGAGCUGAAGUUUGUAAUUGAUAAUCAUGUUUCCCACAUUUUCUCGUAUGUUCCGGAUACGACCUGGCAUGCGGCCAUCGAGACGUGCUAUUCGCAGACAUCGAAACAUGUGCUGGACAUUAUGGUUGGCCCACACAAGCUAUUGGAUCAUCUGCAGGGCAUGCGUCGGUAUCUGUUGCUUGGCCAGGGCGACUUUGUCAGCAUAUUCAUUGAGAACAUGAAGGAUGAGCUGGAGAAGAUUGGUACCGAAAUAUACUCACAUGAUCUCUCUGCCAUGUUGGAUGCCGCUUUGCGCUGUACAAACGCCCAGUACGACGAUCCAGACAUACUAAAUCACUUGGAUGUUGUGGUCAAAACGCCAUACCCGGGCGAUUGCGGUUGGGAUGUCAUAUCACUGCAAUACACGGUGCGUGGACCGUUGGCUACCAUGUUGGAGCCAGCAAUGCCCACAUACAAGGCCCUAUUCAAGCCGCUUUGGCGCAUCAAGCAUAUGGAAUUUGUACUGUCUACGAAAAUUUGGAAAAUACAAAUGGGCAAUGCCAAGGCGCUGCGCUCGUUACACGAUGAGAUUUCCAAAGCCACCUACAGAUUGCACUUGUUCACAUCCGAAAUUAUGCAUUUUGUUCAUCAAAUGCAAUAUUAUGUGCUCUUCGAGGUGAUCGAAUGCAAUUGGGUGGAACUGCAGAAGCGAAUGCAGCAGGCGAAGGCUUUGGAUGACAUACUCGAUGCGCACUCCAAGUUCUUGCAAGCGAUCAGCGUUGGGUGCUUUGUGAACACCUCGACGAAUAUGGAGAGUCAUCUGGAAGUGGUUUAUGAGAAUAUAAUUUCACUAGAAAAUUGGCAGGAAAACUUUUACAAGGAAUGUUUCGCAGAAUUGGAGGCACGCGAAAAAAUGCAAAGAGCUAUUGCUGAAUCAGAAGGGACCGGGCGCUUCGGUGUGACUACGGAGCAAAAGAUGGAACGCGACCAGGACCGCAAGAUGUUUGAACAAAAGAUCUUAACAUGCUGUCGGACACUUGAAGGCUUCGCCGGCUCCUAUGCCAAAGCAGUUGGUGGAUUUUUGCUAGCCCUUAACUCUAGCGAUGAUCACAAUCUACAGCUCUUUGGCACUCGUCUGGACUUUAACGAAUACUACAAGAAGCGGGACACAAACCUGAGCAAGCCGCUAACCUUCGAGCAUUGGCGCAUGAGCAAUGUAUAUGGCUAUUCCAAAAGCCAUAUGGGUGGUCGCUACAGCAUGUAUCCACAACCAACUCCACAAUUCGGUCGUCAGGGACAUGUGUCAUUAACAUGGGACUAACAAUUAAUCAAUCCACAAACACAUCAAUCUAGUGCCAACAACAACAAUUGUUUGUAUAAUUUGCCAUGUGACGAAACAAAUGUUUUAGCUCGACGAUCAAGUUUGAAUGUCUUGGCCUCAAAUUGUUGCGGUGUCCUGUAGAACGCAGUUAUUUUCAUUACAAUUUCACUACAUAAACUCAAAAAUUUAACUGCUGCACGCUAGCUACCUGGA